Messenger RNA from Lolium rigidum, 639 nucleotides. Its product is annotated as transcription factor bHLH149-like. NCBI's taxonomy places the organism in Eukaryota, Viridiplantae, Streptophyta, Magnoliopsida, Poales, Poaceae. The record is from RefSeq and is a predicted model, not a curated record. Bases 1 to 639 code for a protein of 212 amino acids. The transcript has a single exon. Gene Ontology annotation, biological process: regulation of DNA-templated transcription.
AUGGCGUCCUCCUCGUCCACGAUCCCCGCGGCAACGGCGGGAGACGAGCGGGACCGCAAGCGCAAGCGGGCCGGCGGAGAGGAGCCGGAGACGGAUGACGUGGCGGGGCGGCGGCGGCAGGAGGCGCCGUCCAGGUGGCGGACAAGGCGGGAGCACGAGAUCUACUCCAGCAAGCUGCUCGACGCGCUGCGCCUCGUGCGCGCCGGCGGCGGCCUCCCGUCCGCGGCGCGCGAGGUGCGCCAGGCCGCCGACCGCGCGCUCGCCGUCGCCGCGCGCGGGCGGUCGCGCUGGAGCCGCGCCGUGCUCGUCCUCGCGUCACGCAGCCGCGCCCGCGCGCACCGCGUGCGUCUCAACUCCCGGGCGCCGGCGCCGCAGCCGCAGGGACGGCGUCCGUCGACGACGGACGCGCCGUCCUCAUCUGGCUCGAGCUCCUCAAGCGCGCCGGCGCUGGCGAGGAAGGCGCAGGAGCUGGGCCGGCUGGUGCCCGGGUGCCGGAAGCUGCCCUUCCCGGCGCUCCUCUCCGAGGCGUCCGACUACAUCGCCGCGCUCGAGAUGCAGGUGCGCGCCAUGGCCGCGCUCGCGCAGGCGCUCGCCUCCGUCGCGCCCUCCCCGCCGUCAACCUCGCCGUCGCCGUCGUGA